Molecule: messenger RNA, 1581 nt
Organism: Aspergillus welwitschiae
Lineage: Eukaryota; Fungi; Ascomycota; Eurotiomycetes; Eurotiales; Aspergillaceae
Product: alpha-ketoglutarate-dependent dioxygenase AlkB family protein
Exons: 1
Coding region: 425-1546 (373 amino acids)
Biological process (GO): DNA repair
Source: RefSeq, a predicted model, not a curated record
GAGGCUAUUCAGCAGGGUCAAAGCAACAAUCUAGAUCCUGCACUGAUGAAACUGCAAGACCGACGCUAUGUAGCAUAGCAACGGAGUCGAGAACGUAAGACAAUUGGAUAGGGCAUGCCCACUCCGUGUACUCUAUUACCCGAAAGCAUAAACCAACCCAAGUAUAGAGCCAGAUCUAGACUCACCCGCGAACAAACAAAUCUCAACCCUCAUGGCACGAUCUAGAACACCAAGAAGAAGUCAAUCUCCGACCCACAAUCUCAUCCUAUUCCUUGGAACCGUGACAUCAUCCACCCCAAACCCAAUAUAAGCUUAACUUUGGCCUCAUUCCAGACCUCCCCUAGACCAUCUACCCGCCGGUCUACCUUCCCCGUUCAACUCAACUUCACAUCCGCCACCCAACCACCCGCAUUUCCACCGCAUCAUGUCCAAACGCAUCAGCACCUUCUUCCAACCUCUUCCGUCUAAGAAACUCAAACCGGAUGCAACUACGACAGCACAAUCAUCAUCAUCAUCAUCAUCAACAACAACAACAGUCCCACCAAAACCGUCCACCUACACCCAUCACCCAAGUUAUCCCAUCCCGAUUCGCGACCCGCCCAGCACCAUUGCCACGCCUCUCCUCUCCAAUCCAGCACCUCGACCUCCCAAAGCCUUAACCAACCACCCGCACCUGGAUCUACUCUACUUUCAACCCUUUCUCCCCUCCCCACUGGCCCGAGACCUAUUCCAGUUCCUGCGAAACGAACUCCCCUUCUACCGCGUUCGAUAUACCAUCCGGCGCGGUGGAACAGAAACAUCCAUCAACACGCCAAGAUACACGACUGUUUUUGGGGUUGACGAUACAUCGACAUUCAUUAUUGAAAACUCCGAAUCUACUAGUUCCAAUUCUGAGACCAGUGUCCAAGACGAAACUACAAAUAAUCUACUAGAUCCUCCUCCAGCCAACUCACCAAUAUUGGUCGACAGUAGUACACGCACUCCCCUCACCGAAUCCAAAUCCAGAUACCGAUGCAGGCCUCGACCCAUCCCGCCGUGUCUGGACAUUCUGCGCCAAGCAGUGGAGAAGGCCACGGACGAUGGGACCAGAUAUAAUUUCGUCCUGGUGAAUUACUACGCCACAGGGGACGAUAGUAUCUCGUACCAUUCGGAUGAUGAGCGGUUCUUGGGCCAGAAUCCCACCAUUGCGUCCUUAUCGCUUGGCGCGGGGAGAGAUUUCCUGUUGAAGCAUAAACCAGGUGCUGCUGGUGGUACUACUGAUACUGAUCGUGCGAUUGCAAAUGCAGCUGCGAAACCGCUCAAGUUUCCCCUCAAGUCCGGCGAUAUGCUAAUAAUGAGGGGCGAGACUCAGUCAAAUUGGUUGCACAGUGUGCCUAAGCGCAAGGGGUUGCAGGGAAGUGCUGGUGCUUUGGGCCGGAUCAAUAUCACGUUUCGGAGAGCGGUGGUGCCUGGUGGUACGGAGAAUUACUAUCGAUAUAAUGUGGGCGAUGGAGAGGUGUAUCGGUGGAGAGAUGAGGAGGGGAAAAUGGUUGCUACUACUGAAUAGUUUACGAUUAUGUUGUAGCUUCAUGCAUAUAUAGA